Molecule: messenger RNA, 2241 nt
Organism: Plasmodium gonderi
Lineage: Eukaryota; Apicomplexa; Aconoidasida; Haemosporida; Plasmodiidae
Product: ATP-dependent acyl-CoA synthetase
Exons: 1
Coding region: 1-2241 (746 amino acids)
Cellular component (GO): membrane; endoplasmic reticulum
Molecular function (GO): long-chain fatty acid-CoA ligase activity
Source: RefSeq, a predicted model, not a curated record
AUGUUUGUGUAUAUCCUACUGUUUACAAUUGCGUUUUUCAUGAACGCUUUGUCAUUUUGUGGUCAGGCAUUCAGAGGUCAUUCAUAUUCCCAAGUACGUGAAAAAUCAGUGCAAGAGAGUGAAUCAGAUGUUUAUAUAGGACGAGAUGAUGUCGGAAAUGCAGUUACGCAUAAAUACACACACAUGUUUCCAUUAUUAUUAGAAAAGGCAAGAUCUUUUUCAAAUCAAGUUGCAGUUUCAGAGAUGGAAAAUUGUAAAGUUAAGAAUAAAAUCACAUAUGGAGAAUUGUUCGAUCAAGUAUUAAGCGUAAGUCAUUAUUUAAACACUCUAGAUGGAGGAAUACCAAUAAAGAAUUAUGAUGAAGAAUGUAACAAAGGUAAUUUCAAACUUUUAGGAAUUUAUGGAUCCAAUUCAACUAAUUGGAUUGUUGCUGAUUUGGCAGCCUUGGCUAGUGAUACAACAUCGCUUGUUAUGCAUUCCAAAUUCAGUAUCGAAGAAGUUUGUGAAAUAUUGAAUGAAAGCAAACUUGAGUGGUUGUGUACUGAUCUAGAAUUGGUUGAUGUAUUGUUAGAAAGGAGGGAACAGUUACCCCAUUUGAAAAAACUGAUAAUUUUAGACACAAUAAAUGAAUCAACGAAUAGACAAAAUAAGGUGGAAAGACCGAAUGUUAGUGAAAAAACAAAUGAGAAACAGAGUAAUAAUGCUAGAGGAGUAGAGGCCACUAAUUCUGGAAUAAAGAAAGGAGAAAAAGAAACAAACGAGGGGAAGGAGGAAGAAAAACACCAACUGUAUAAAAAACUAAUGAUAAAGUCGAAAAAAUUAGGAUUAACGAUGCACAAAAUAGAUGAUUUUAAAAACAAAAAAGUGGGAGAUAAUAUAAAAUUAAAUAAUGAUCCCGAACACAUUUACACAAUUGUAAACACAUCUGGUACUUCUGGAAAACCAAAAGGAGUUAUGUUAAGUAACAGAAGUUUAUACUAUACGUUGAUACCUGUGAGUGAUCAUAGUCUCUUUCGAUUUUACAAACCAGGAAUUCAUUUUUCAUAUUUACCACUUUCACACAUAUAUGAGAGAUCAAUUGUAUUUUUAAGUUUAUAUCGAGGUAUGGAAGUAAGAAUAUGGGGUAAAGACAUAAAUAUGUUUGCAAAAGAUUUAUGUAACUCAGAUGCAAAUAUUAUUGUAGGUGUACCAAAAGUUUUCAAUAGAUUAUAUACAAAAAUUAUGGGAGAAAUAGCUAAUUUACCACCACUUAAACGUUUUGUUGUAAAAACUGUACUAGCCAUGCGUAGAAAAAAUAACUACAGUGGAUUAUCAAAAUUCUUAGAAUCAGUAACACAGAUAUCGAAAAAAAUAAGAGAUAAAAUGAAUCCAUCUUUAGAAGCAUUCCUCAGUGCUGGUGGAAAAAUAUCACCAAAUGUGGAGAGAGACUUAAGUGUACUACUAGAUGUUAAUUUCUAUCAAGGAUAUGGAUUAACAGAAACCUCAGGACCAAUAAUAGCACAACAUAAUUUGGAUACUUCUACAAAUAAUAUUGGAGGUCCUGUGUCGAAUCAUGUACAAUACAAAGUAGUAACAUGGGAAAAUUAUGAAGCAAAAGGAAAAAAACCAAGAGGAGAAUUACUUUUAAAAGCAGAUCAAUUAUUUAGUGGAUAUUUCCAAAAAAAAGAUCAAACUAAGAGUUCAUUCACAGAUGACAAUUUCUACAAAACAGGUGAUGUAGUACAGAUAAAUAAUAACGGUUCUAUUACAUUUUUAGAUAGAUCUAAAGGGUUAGUUAAACUAUCACAAGGAGAAUAUAUCGAAACAGAAAUGUUAAAUAACCUUUACUCAGAUAUUGACUUUAUGGCUUACUGUGUCGUAUAUGGUGAUGAUUCUAUGGAUGGACCUUUGGCCAUUAUAAAUAUUGAUAAAGAAAUUUUUGCAAAAUCUUUAGAACGUGAUGGAAUUUUAAAAGAACAAAAUAUGACAGUAGAGGAUUUUAUGAAAACAAUAACGGAUGAAAAAUUAAAUCAAGAAGUCUAUGUAAAAUAUGUUAGAGAAAAAAUGUCAGAAAUUUACAAAAAGACAAAUCUGAAUAGAUAUAAUGAUAUAAGUGAUAUUUAUUUAACUUGUAAAAUUUGGGAUACAUCCAAUUAUCUUACACCAACUCUUAAAGUUAGAAGGUUCUAUGUCUUCAAGGAUUUCGAUUUCUACAUCCAGAAAAUCAAAAAAAAAUAUGCAGAUAAGUUGAAGGCGAAGUAA